CAGCCAUCAUGAAGCUGACUCUGAGUCGCCUGGCUGCGUUCCUCGCUUCCUUCGGUCUGCUCAGCUUGGUGUGUCUGAUCGUGGCCAUUGGAAGUGAUUUCUGGUACAUCAUAGACACUUCGAAGAGAGCGAGCAACAGAUCUGCGUCUCUCAGCUCUCACUCUGGACUCUGGAGGACCUGCAACUUUCUGGAUCAGUGUCAGCCUUUUAUGAACCCUUUUGGAAACAAUGGAAACUUCACCGAUUCACAAAAGCAUAUAUUAAACAUGCAGGCGACGUUCAUCGUGCUGCUGCCCCUCAGUGUGAUCGUCCUCUUUGUCGGAGGUAUGAUGGGCGUCAUGAGUAUCCUGGCUCGCGCUCAUCGUCUUCUUCUCGCUACUGGGUUGCUUCUUCUCAGUGGAGCUAUGAUUACAUUAACGGGGAUCUGCGUGUACGUGGCCUACUCUGCAGCUGCUUUCCGGGAGGCUGAGUGUAUCUCUGGACACAAGACUCUGGAAGACAUCGACAUACAUUUUGGUUGGUCUCUGGCCUUUGCAGCCAUGUCCUUCAUUACUGAGCUUAUUACUGCCAUUACGUUUCUGCUCGCUUCAGCUCGCUUGGGCCAGCUCAUGCGCCGAGAACAGGACAGGUACCUGGCAGAGUAA
This is a messenger RNA of Clarias gariepinus (North African catfish), 644 nucleotides long. RefSeq names its product transmembrane protein 114. The transcript has 4 exons. Gene Ontology annotation, cellular component: apical plasma membrane. Lineage: Eukaryota; Metazoa; Chordata; Actinopteri; Siluriformes; Clariidae. Bases 9 to 644 code for a protein of 211 amino acids. The record is from RefSeq and is a predicted model, not a curated record.